CCGUGUAAAUAUCUCACCUCGCAGCAGCUCCGUCAAAGCUCCACACAGAUUAGCCGCCUUCGUUCAAAUGUGCGUCUCAUAAAUAACAUGUCGUUGUCUUUGCCAUGCGAUUUUACUGUCUAGGCUGGAGAUAGUAGAGCUCGGACGCUGACGGGAGCUGUGCUGCACCGAGACAGCCGAGACGGUACUGAGAGUGUGGCUCCAUUCAUAAAGGCCAAAUGGGGCUCUUCGACAAGCUGGCCGGAUGGCUGGGCUUGAAAAAGAAAGAAGUGAACGUUCUGUGCCUGGGGCUGGACAACAGCGGGAAAACCACCAUCAUCAACCAGCUGAAGCCCACUAAUGCUCAGGCCCAAGACAUUGUACCCACCAUAGGCUUUAGCAUAGAGAAAUUCAAGACAUCAAGUCUGUCGUUCACAGUCUUCGACAUGUCAGGCCAGGGCAGAUACAGAAACCUGUGGGAGCACUAUUACAAGGAGGGUCAGGCCAUCAUAUUUGUUAUUGACAGCAGUGAUAAGCUGAGAAUGGUGGUGGCCAAAGAAGAGUUGGACACCCUCUUAAACCAUCCUGAUAUCAAGCAUAGGAGGAUCCCCAUUCUGUUCUUCGCUAAUAAGAUGGACCUAAGGGACGCACUGUCAUCAGUGAAGGUCUCUCAGCUCCUCUGCCUGGAGAACAUCAAGGACAAACCCUGGCAUAUCUGUGCCAGUAAUGCUGUCCAGGGCGAGGGUCUGCAGGAGGGAGUCGACUGGCUGCAAGAUCAGAUCAGAACGAUGAGAACGUGAAGUCAUCGUAAAGUACGGAGGAAAAAUGUCACAUCUUGCUCAUGCAAUAGCAGCGAAGCUGUCCACAGACGUCAAAUCAAGCCUGACCCUUGGCCUUCAAUGUGUGGGCAUGAUGGGCCGUCUGUGGUGACCCACGCUUGGAAGCUCAGAGUUCGGUAGUGCGAGAUGCUGUUUCGCUUUCAUUCUGUUGCACCGCAUAUUGUUUUUUUCACAUUCUUAGAUUGUCUUUUAUAAUAGGCAACCAAAUAAGUCAGAUGUGCUUAUGAUAGUGUUUGUAGAAUGUGAUGAAAUUGCAAACACUUUUAUACCUCAGCUGAACAGCAGACAACAUUUUUUUGAUUUAUGCUGAUUUUACAUUCAUUUGGCUACCAGGCAUAAUGAAUACAGCCCAAGAGCACUGUAUGGUUUUUUUAUGCUUCACAAAGCAGGAUUCUUCAGUUAGCCAGAUAACUUAAGCCAAACAAACCUCAGGCAACCUGAUGCAGAUUAUCUAGCUCAGUAUUUUCAUUCCCACUCUUCAUGAUUCACUGCCCUGUGCAGCAUUUUCCCAGCCAUAUCUUGCUAAUUGUACACAUUGGGAGGGUAUUGCACAGGAUUUUUUGGUUAGGUAGAUACCUAAAUGAAAAAUGAGCUCUUAUUUGAAUGACUCUUUGUGCUUCUCCUGUCAGACAGUCUUGAUUUUUGGUUUUAGUUGUCCAACUAAACGGAAUAUCCUGCUUUGUUAAAUACCUCCCAGGGUGACACAUCAAUAUUGUGCUAAAAUCAAUGGUUGCUAUUUGCAGUAGUUUGUCCAUUAUCAAAAACAUUUUCCUUCCUUUUCACUGUUUGUUCUCAUUUGUGCUAGUAGGGGUUUUGGAGAAAUCUAGACAUGAUAUGUCCAAAUGCAAGAUUUAUUUUUUUAGCUGGAUAAUUUAAGCCCAAAGUUGUAGGUUGUGCAAUAGAAACAUAUGUUGGCUCUUCUCCCAUUGCACAGGGCUUGUCUUUCAGCUUAAAUUGUCUGGCUCUCUGUUUUGUUAAAUACCCUUCACUAUCUUUGUGAUUAGUUUAAGAGUAUUUAUAGUAGUGACUUGAGGAUCCUCCUCUUUGCCAGGUAGCUUGUUCUACAGGCAUGUUUAGAGUAUUGUCUCUAGAAGAUUUCUAUUGUGGUACUGUAAGUAUGUGGACAAUUUGACAGAUGAAAUAUUUGCUUAAGAAACAUUCCUGUGUUUUUUUUUUAUUAUAUAUCUACUUAAUUUCAUAAUUAUUACCAAAAUUCUAAUAAUAGAAUUACUGCUGAGGCAGCAACACUAUUAUUUUUUAUUUGAUUUCUUUUUCGUAUUAUACAUGCAGACUCUGCUGUACUUUCUGUCAAAGAAUGUAUAGUUUUCCAUUCAGUGUGUCUGUAAAACUGUCUUGUACUGGUAUAUUUAAAGAGUAAAAGGUCUACAAGUAAAA
Messenger RNA from Colossoma macropomum (tambaqui), 2213 nucleotides. It is a transcript of the gene arl6, whose product is annotated as ADP-ribosylation factor-like 6. Bases 219 to 779 code for a protein of 186 amino acids. The transcript has 8 exons. The record is from RefSeq and is a predicted model, not a curated record. Gene Ontology annotation, biological process: protein localization to cilium; intracellular protein transport; vesicle-mediated transport. Gene Ontology annotation, cellular component: axoneme; cytoplasm. Gene Ontology annotation, molecular function: GTP binding; GTPase activity. Lineage: Eukaryota; Metazoa; Chordata; Actinopteri; Characiformes; Serrasalmidae.